ACACAAGAAGACGACGGAUCGAGUGAACACUCUGCAGUGUACUCGAUCCACACUGAAGAUGAAGAAGACGAACAUGAAUACCAGCCGGGAGGUUACCAUCCCGUUUCAUUCGGUGAUCAAUUCCAUCAAGACCGUUACAAAGUUGUUCGAAAGCUGGGCUGGGGUCACUUCUCGACUGUCUGGCUGGCUCAUGACAAAGAGAAAAACAUGUACGUGGCUCUCAAGAUUGUCAAGUCAGCUCCAAGAUUCACUCAGAGUGCUCUCGAAGAAAUCAAGUUAUUGGAAAAGGUCAAAGAAACAAACAAAGAGGCAGUGGGCUGGAAUCACAUAGCACAGUUGUUGGACCACUUUUGGCACCAGGGGCCAAACGGAAAGCAUGUCUGUAUGACCUUUGAGGUCCUUGGAGAAAGUCUAUUGUCUCUGAUGAAACGAUUCAAUCACCGGGGAAUCCCAUCUGCCAUGGUCAAGCGGAUCACACGCCAGCUGUUGCUUGGCCUGGACUAUCUACACCGAGAAUGCGGUAUAAUACACACCGAUAUCAAGCCAGAAAAUGUGUUGCUCUGGAUCCCGAAUGUCCAGUCUUAUCUGGGCCACCCCAGCCAGCCUUCGGAUAACCAACAACAAGUACAACAAUCAGCUUCGUCUGCAUCUCUGCUAAAUCAGACCAGUCCUGGAUCCACAAAGUCCCGCAAACGUCGGGUCAAGCGAAGAAUUAAAAAGCAGCAGGCCAGAGCAACAGUCAGUCUCCACGAAGAAUGCCCUCUGCCGUUAGAACCAUCCCUAGUUCUCCCCUCAUCAGUCCUGGAUAUCUUGCUUGUUCAUCCAGAAGCACUCGACCGUGUGGUUGUGAAGUUGGCUGACCUUGGUAACGCAUGUUGGACGAGUGGUGAUUAUGGACAUGUGAUACAAACUCGCCAAUAUCGAAGUCCGGAAGUCAUUGUUGGAGCAAGAUGGUCAGAAAGAGCCGACAUGUGGAGUUUGGCUUGCAUGAUAUUUGAAUUGCUGACCGGUGAAUUCUUAUUUGACCCAAGAGGUGGAAGCAAAUUCAGUAAAGAUGAUGAUCACCUUGCACAAAUCAUCGAGUUAAUGCAAGUCGUGCCACGAAGCCUAACCACCUUGGGAGAGUAUUCUCGAGAAUUCUUUGGCAAAAAUGGCCAGUUGAGAAAUAUCAAGAAACUUCGUUAUCGUCGCCUGCGGGAUGUUCUUCAUGACUCGUUUUUGUUACCGCCUUCUGAAGCCGAUUUAUUGUCGCAUUUUCUGUCUCCAAUGCUUCAAGUCGAAAUGGAGAAACGACGGGCUGCAAAGGCCAUGUUAGACCAUCAAUGGCUG
Phycomyces blakesleeanus NRRL 1555(-) is the source of this 1329-nucleotide messenger RNA. RefSeq lists its product as hypothetical. Gene Ontology annotation, biological process: spliceosomal complex assembly; regulation of mRNA processing; protein phosphorylation. The record is from RefSeq and is a predicted model, not a curated record. Gene Ontology annotation, molecular function: ATP binding; protein kinase activity. The annotation marks the transcript as partial. The transcript has 4 exons. NCBI's taxonomy places the organism in Eukaryota, Fungi, Mucoromycota, Mucoromycetes, Mucorales, Phycomycetaceae.